AUGCGGCCCUCGGAUAUCAAGAUGUGCAUCAAGGACCACGACACGUUGCGGAGCGCCCUCCCAGACGUGGGAGAGGCCCAAGCCACUACAUUUGAUGAUGGUGGGCCCGGCAGGGUGAGCGGUAUGCUGCCUGACCGGGUCCAGCCAGGACUACUUCAGAGCAUCGGCUCUCCGGACCCACAGAUGCCCUACCAGGGUACGCCGACGCGCGACAUGACGCCCCCCACCCUCCCACUCGCCGGCCAGGACUACGUCGAUGCCCAAGACCCCGUGACUGCUGUUUCUUGA
Molecule: messenger RNA, 288 nt
Organism: Peronospora matthiolae
Lineage: Eukaryota; Oomycota; Peronosporomycetes; Peronosporales; Peronosporaceae
Source: the annotation of a GenBank genome assembly